AUGAUCUGCCGAAGAUGUAUGCAGCGACUCGCACGCCGACCCCCUCACUCGCACCGCACCUUUUCGUACACUCCUCCGACGCGUGCCUCUCCCACCGCAUCCCGACAACAAGAAGCACAACAACCCAUCCACGACGACCGCCAAGUACCGACCUCGCCUACACAGUCCUCAACCACACCUUCUUCUUCUUCUUCGCCACCGCCGCCGAAAACGAAAAAGACUCCUGCUGCUGCGAAGAAUGUUCUUUCUUCUCCUUCCAGUGUCCCUGCGGGCACGGUGCUCAAAGGGUUGAAUUUUUUGAAGAAUCAACAAGAUCCUGUGGCAUUGGAGGAUCAUGAGUAUCCGGAGUGGUUGUGGAGUGCGUUGAAGAGGAAAGGAGAUGUGUCUGGUGCUGGAGCUGCUGGUGCUGGGGAUGAUGAGGGGGAUUUGUUUUCCAAAUCGAAAAAACAGAGAAGAUUAGCUGCCAAAGCUUUGAAGAAACAACAGUUGCUCAAUCCGGAAUCUUUGGCGCCGAAAAUUCCGCUGUAUGAGCAGAGUAUUGAUCUUCCUGGGGCGGAUGGCACGAUCGAGGGGAAUAAAGUGGCAUAUCAGGCGCAAGAGGAGUUGACGAGAGCGAUGCGGGAGAAGAGGAGGAGUAAGAUCAAGGAGGACAAUUUCUUGAGGGAGAUGAGGUAGAAGAUGUGAAACCUCUUUCGUUUUCUUCCGUAGUGGGAGAAGAAGCGAUGGAUGGAUUUCCAUCAUUAUUUGAAAAUGAGAGGCAUAUGGUCAAGAAGAAGUUUCUCUACCAUUUCAAGGACGCCCCAGCCCAGCUUGAGGUAUCCUUUCCGAACCCACUCGGGAUAUUGCAGGCGGUCGCUAUGGAUCUAUCUAUCCCUGGGACUUGCGGCAGAGACUGCCUGAUGCAUCGGGCGAAGCGUCUUCCCAUUUCGGACUCCCGAUCGUGCUUUGCAGAACGCACGUGACCUGUGCCUCGAUCGGUGGCAUGGCCUGCGUGCAAAGUGAACCCGCAUAUAGAGGACAGAGCGGUCCGCUUCCACUGGCCCUCGAGAGCAUAUCUGUUACCAUAGUUGCUCCCACGUCUGCAUCUCUGGAAGGAUAUCGCUUCCAGAGUUGGCCACAGGCUAUAAGAGAUAGCCAUCCAAAGUUCCCAAAAAACUGCGCAGAAAAAGUUCUCACAAUAUCACCCAUCUCUUCGCUGCCAUUAUUUGAUUCCAAUCAAUCACCAGCAGCUCUCUGGAACUUCCCUUUGCGCAGAAGUAUCAGUAGCCGCCCUGUCUCUCUUUCUCUUGGGCCAUGAGCUGCUGCUGCUGCUGCCGCCGCCGCCGCCGUCGUCGUCGAAAUAACAGUGACUCCGCGGGAGAGAUAUAUACAUCUCUCUCUCUCUUCCUUUUUGUUGGAAUUUGUUUUUUCUUUCUCAGCUCAUGCUACAUCCAUUUGGCGGCCAGAGCGUUUCGCGGAGAAACUCGGACCACAAAACUCGUGUCUGUCAGGGUCUGCUGUUGAUUUUUUGAACUGAAGCUGGAUUUUCCACCGCCGCCGCGACUGGAGCCUCGACGAUGCCUGCUGCUGCUGCUGUUGUUGUUUUGGGGGGAAUGGCAGCAGCCUCGACUGGUUUGCAGAGAUCCCAUCUCACAAUCAUCUUUUUGGGCUUCGGUUUCGUUUCGAGAAAGUCUCGAUACGCCAGUUUGGUUCGCGCGCGGGUGUCUGUCCACUCGCGAAGGUGAUAUUCCAUCCAGACUUCUGCUGAACUAGAAGGUUGUGGUGGUGGACUCCAUGGCUUCGUCGUCGUCGGGGCUAUUUCUGGAAGGAAGACCCCAGCGAUCAGUAAAAAGAAAAACCCAAAAGACGUCGUCCGCCUUGCUGCUGCUGCUGCUGCUGCUGGGCGGCGGGAAUUCAUCACCAUCAAAGACUUACUGUGCACGGAUUCGACUCGAUUCGAUGCGUAUGUCGAGCAUAUUCCGAACUUGCCAAUGACACGGGCAUCUUCGUCAUCAUCUUCAGAAACAACAGCUUCAUCACCAUGAUCAGAGACAACGGCCUCAUCAUCAUCAGAAACAAUGGCCUCAUCAUUGUCAGAAAUCACGGCCUCGUCAUCAUCAUCAUCAUCAGAGACGACAGCCUCUUCAUUAUCGUCGGAAACAACAGCCUCCUCCUCCUCAUCAUCAUCAAAGAUAACAGCCUCAUCACCUCCAUCACCAUCACCAUCCUCAUUUUCGCACACAGGUUUCGCUGGCUCCGGCUCCGGCACAGAAUUCGCCAUGUCAUAAAGCAUCUGCCUCCGCGUCGCCAAAUCCCGCUCCCACCAUCGAUCCGGU
Molecule: messenger RNA, 2315 nt
Organism: Sphaerulina musiva SO2202
Lineage: Eukaryota; Fungi; Ascomycota; Dothideomycetes; Mycosphaerellales; Mycosphaerellaceae
Product: Ribosomal_L37-domain-containing protein
Exons: 5
Coding region: 1-675 (224 amino acids)
Cellular component (GO): mitochondrial large ribosomal subunit
Molecular function (GO): structural constituent of ribosome
Source: RefSeq, a predicted model, not a curated record